Messenger RNA from Paramisgurnus dabryanus, 5272 nucleotides. NCBI's taxonomy places the organism in Eukaryota, Metazoa, Chordata, Actinopteri, Cypriniformes, Cobitidae. The record is from RefSeq and is a predicted model, not a curated record.
AUGACGUAUAAUCGCUUCUUCUGGUGGCAGUUUUUGAAUCAGUAUCUGAUAUAUUCACCCAAAGCUACAGUGAGAGUAACACCAGACAAAUCUGUAUUCACUGGAGAGACAGUCGAUCUGACGUGUGAGAUAGAUCAGUACAGUGACUGGAGAUAUCUGUGGUAUAAAGACACAACUGGAACUUCAGUGUUUGAGGGAAACAUCUACACCAUCAGAUCACCAUCAGAUCAGGAUGAGUUCUGGUGUAGAGGAGAGAGAGAUGGACGACCCUCAUCCUCACAGAACAGUGAUCAUGUGACUCUCUCUGUUAAAGCUUUACCUACAGUGAAAGUGACUGUAGAGCCAAACACAAGUCCUGUGUUCAUUGGAGAGACAGUCACUCUGAAGUGUGAGAUAGAGGAUCAGGACAGAUCAUUAAAAUGGAGAUAUCAGUGGAGUAAAGCCACACCGUUUCACAGUUACACUGAAAACAGAGACUCCCUCACUAUCAGUAGAGUUACUGAAUAUGAUCAGGACCGGUUCAGCUGUAGUGCAGUGAUACACGGACGACCACAGACGUCAAUAUCAAGCUCUGUUGAUCUUACUGUGAAAGCUUUACCCAGAGUUACAGUGAAAGUACCAUACAGCCCUGUGUUCACUGGAGAGACAGUCACUCUGAAGUGUGAGAUAGAGGAUCAGUACAGAUCAUUAAACUGGAGAUAUGAGUGGAGUAAAGGCACACGGCGUGACACUGAAAACAGAGACUCUCUCACUAUAAGUAGAGUUACUCAAUCUGAUCAAGGCCAGUUCAGCUGUAGAGCAGACAUAGAUGGACGACCAAAGACUUCACAAUCAAGCUCUGUUUAUCUUACUGUGAAAGCUUUACCCAGAGUUACAGUGAAAGUAACACCAGACAGAUCUGUGUUCAUUGGAGAGAAAGUCACUCUGAAGUGUGAGAUAGAGGAUCAGGACAGAUCAUUAAACUGGAGAUAUGAGUGGAGUAAAGGCACACGGCGUGACACUGAAAACAGAGACUCUCUCACUAUAAGUAGAGUUACUCAAUCUGAUCAAGGCCAGUUCAGCUGUAGAGCAGACAUAGAUGGACGACCAAAGACUUCACAAUCAAGCUCUGUUUAUCUUACUGUGAAAGCUUUACCCAGAGUUACAGUGAAAGUAACACCAGACAGAUCUGUGUUCAUUGGAGAGAAAGUCACUCUGACGUGUGAGAUAGAGGAUCAGGACAGAUCAAUAAACUGGAGAUAUGAGUGGAGUAAAGGCACACGGCGUGACACUGAAAACAGAGACUCUCUCACUAUAAGUAGAGUUACUCAAUCUGAUCAAGGCCAGUUCAGCUGUAGAGCAGACAUAGAUGGACGACCAAAGACUUCACAAUCAAGCUCUGUUUAUCUUACUGUGAAAGUUUUACCCACAGCUACAGUGAAAGUAACACCAGACAGAUCUGUGUUCAUUGGAGAGAAAGUCACUCUGAAGUGUGAGAUAGAGAAUCAGUACAGAUCAUUAAACUGGAGAUAUGAGUGGAGUAAAGGCACACGGCGUGACACUGAAAACAGAGACUCUCUCACUAUAAGUAGAGUUACUCAAUCUGAUCAAGGCCAGUUCAGCUGUAGAGCAGACAUAGAUGGACGACCACAGACUUCACAAUCAAGCUCUGUUUAUCUUACUGUGAAAGCUUUACCCAGAGCUACAGUGAAAGUACCAUACAGCCCUGUGUUCACUGGAGAGACAGUCACUCUGAAGUGUGAGAUAGAGGAUCAGUACAGUGACUGGAGGAGAUAUAUGUGGUAUAAAGGCACAACUGGGACUUCAGUGUUUGAGGGAAACAUCUACACCAUCUCACCAUCAGAUCAGGAUAAGUUCAGGUGUAGAGGAGAGAAAGAUGGACGACCCUCAUCCUCACAGGACAGUGAUUAUGUGACUCUCUCUGUUAAAGCUUUACCCAGAGCUACAGUGAGAGUAACACCAGACAGAACUGUGCUCAUUGGAGAGACAGUCACUCUGAAGUGUGAGAUAGAUCAGUUCAGAUCAUUAAACUGGAGAUAUCAGUGGUAUAAAGACACAACUGCAGUGUUAAACUUUGAGAAUUACACUGUAUACGGAGACUCUCUCACUAUCACUGGAGUUACUGAAUCUGAUAAGGAUGAGUUCAGCUGUAGAGCAGAGAUACACGGACGACCAAAGACUUCACUAUCAAGCUCUGAGUUUCAUCUCACUGUAAAUGAAAGACCAACACCUGAAUUGUCUGUUUGGCCUCCUGGACAUUUAUACAGAGGAGAAACUGUCAAUCUCAUAUGUGUCAUCAAUAGAGGAGGAGACAUUAGCUGGCAGUACAGCUGGUAUAAAGAUGAUUCAGACAUUCAGCAUUAUGAAGAGAAUUACACAAUCAGAUCUUUUAAUGAGUCUCACGCAGGUAAAUACACCUGUAGAGGAAAUGAGACCAGUGGAUCAAGAUACUCACACAUCAGUAAUGCAGUUACACUGACAGUAUCAGGAUCUUCUGGUCUGAUUGUUGGAGUGGUUGUCGGACUGAGCAUCUUGUUUUUGAUCAUUUUCUUGGUUUUUCUGUGGUGGUACAAAAACAAAAAAGGUAAAGUCUUUAAGUCUCCGUCAGCUGUCAGUCCACAGCAGAACAUCAGUCAGACAUCAGAUCAGAAUCAGACUGAAGAUGGAUACACUCCACUGCAGUCUGGAGAUGCUAAUAUUUAUGACUCUGUUGAUGCAACGGACAAUAAAGACGCAAGCUCAGCAGUGACUCAGGCCGGCCCCAGUGAUGCCAUGUAUUCACAGGUUAACUUCAAGAAAAAUAAACUCAAGAGCAAAGACAAUGAAAGUGAAUCCGCUGAUCUCACCUAUGCUGAUAUUGAACUGAAACCUAAGAAAAAAAUGAAGAAAAAGAAAGAGAAGAAAGGGAGUACCAGUGAAGGUGAUGACACUGUUUACUCUAAAGUGAAGAUAGGAGAUAAAGGUGUUGCUUCUGGAUCUGUUGAUGUGACUUAUGCUCAGAUUAAAUAAAAGCCCAAAGGAGAAAAAGAUGGCAAUCCAUUAACUAAUGCUUAAUAUUAUCAAUCCAAACCUUCAUGUGCUUCAGAGUAAAUGCUUGCAAAUCUUUGAUUCUCUAAUAGCUAUUUUUUUUAAUUAACGUUUCAUUUGUUAAUGACGACUUGAUGUUUAAUUGUUCAAUAGGUGAUAUCAUAGCUAGUUAGUAACUGUACUGAAAUGUUAUAUAAUAAUUUUGGCUUUGCCAGUUACAGUAUCAAUCACCGGAACCUGAAAAGUGAAAAAAAAGUUUGAUCUGAAUAGUUUAAAGAUAAACAUCAGUUUCUCCCUUAUAUUUAGUUACUGUUGAAGAAAUAAUGUAAUAGUUUAGUUUCGACAGAGAGAGAGAGAGAGAGAGAGAGAGAGAGAGCGAUUGAGUGCAUCUAAGAGUUGGGUAUUGGAUGUAGGAUAUAGUAAAUAUCAUGGUCAGUGUGGUAUUAGCAAACCAUUACAUAUUUAUUGCUAUAAUAAGAGUUGUAAAGGUUUUGAAUGAUGUGUUUGUAGAAUUCAUAUGAGAUAUAAAAUAUCUGUUUAAUUUAUUCGCAUUUAACAAUAGGUUACCCUACUGGACCCUACUGGUACUGACAUGACUGUAGACUAAUUCUUAUGGAAUAACAUUUAAUUUCAACAGCCCAAAGUCUAGUCAUGCUCUGUACUGUUCAGUAAGAUAUAUUACUAAUAGUUAUUUUAUUUUAUUAUGAGUGGUGUAAAUAAAUCUUUUUUUUACUGAUGCAAAAUAUGUUAGAAAAGAUGCAUAGUGGUGCAAAUGCUAAGUUUUAUCCAAUGCACAAUUUUUAAACUGAUGCAUCGCAUCUUUAACCUUUUAUACCGAUGAACAGAGCGAAUCAGGGAAUCUUCCCAUUCCUAGUGUUUGUAUUAAAACUCAAGCAAACGUUUGUCUUUUUAAACGCUUUGUCACGUUUCAUAAAGUUUAUUGAUUUGCCUUCCUUGAUUUUUACUUAGACAGCUUCAGAAAAGGUCACUUGAUUUCCAGUAAGGGAACAUAGGGACCAUCAAUGCCCACUGGUUUUUGCAUUGUAUUGUGGUAUUUUUUUGGGGAGAAACUUUCCAGUGCACUAGAAGGAUUUUGCUAUUGAGACUUGACCACCUGCUGGUCUCACGAACACCUCUGCCAGCAGCAAAUUCCCAGGAACCUUUUAAAGUCCUAAUAUGUACCAUUUUUGUACAGAUAUGUACCUUUGAGGUACCAGUAUGCAUCUUUUAAGUAUAAAAGUGUACUUUUUGAAAAGGUGGGCUACCACCCCAGUGACAACGUUUAUAACUUUUUUCUAAGAUUGUACUAUGAUUGUUAUGCAUGUUUUUUUUCUUGUUUAAGAAUUAACUAAAUGUUUUUAAAAAAUACCAUUAUAAGUUAAAAUGUGUAAUGUUAGAGGUUAUGGUUGUAUUUUGCAAAUGUGUGCAUUUUAUAUUGUAUUAAUCUAUGUGCAUCUUUUUAUUCAAGUAAUAGAUUUUGAGAUUUUUAAUUCACAAUGUCUGUUUUUGUCAGAUUUUUUUCUGUAUUUAAAGUCUAUAUUCAUAUUACAGUUCUCUUCAAUAAAUAAACUUAACACCAGCUAUAUCUGUAGUUUCUGUUAACUUACAGUAUGAGCUUCUUGUUAGUGUACACAGUUUCAUUAUGUGUAUUAAAAGAAGCUACUACUAACACACGCUAAACCCGAAUGCUCAAAAUAAUUAAAUAAAUCAAGAUUAAUAAUAGAUCAAUUCAAUCUAACAGUCUAAUUCACUUAAUUCAGGAUUUUUCAUUUUAUCAUGUUCACUCAGCUUUUAUUUAUCCAUUUAAUUUGUGACAUGAAUGAUUUUUGUUAUUUUAAAGUAGCAUUGAAGAAACUGGCCAGAGGAUUUUUUGGUUCCCAACAUGCUUUGCACUCAGCUGCAUUAGUACAUUUUAAAAUUCAAUGUUUUUAUGUUUUUCUGCAGAGAUGAAGACUUGUUAGAGUUUCAUGUUAAGUUUAUUUAAACAAUUUUGUUAUAUUUUUGAGUCUUGUGGUUGUCAUUGUGCAUUGUCCCCAAGCUGUGUUACAAGAUGGCUGUAAUAGGUGUUGCCUCACUCAAUGAGCAAUAAAUGUGCAUGUGCCUGUACUGAGAGCUGUCUCUUCCAGUUCUUAUUCUUUUUUGAGUUUUACAAGUCACAAAUGUUUGACUUGUGUAUAUCAAAGAAGAAAUAAUACAGAGACUAGUACAGUGACUAUAGUUACCACCAGUUUGAGCUUUGUUACAU